AUCUGCUCUGACUCCCCAGGGACGUGUCUGUGCUCCUGUGUGUGACCAGGGUUGACUACACUCCUGCCAGCAUGUCUUGCCAGCAAAACCAGCAGCAGUGCCAGCCCCCUCCCAAGUGUCCUCCCAAGUGUACCCCAAAAUGUCCACCUAAGUGUCCCCCCAAAUGCCCACCCCAGUGCCCAGCUCCAUGUUCCCCUGCAGUCUCUUCCUGCUGUGGUCCCAGCUCUGGGGGCUGCUGUGGUCCCAGCUCUGGGGGUUGCUGCAGUUCUGGGAGUGGUGGCUGCUGCCUGAGCCACCACAGGCCCCGACUCUUCCACCGGCGUCGGCACCAGAGCCCAGAUUGCUGUGAGAGUGAACCUUCUGGGGGCUCUGGCUGCUGCCACAGCUCUGGGGGCUGCUGCUGACCUGGUCUUCAGAGGAGCUCUUGGGACUGAAUGGUCAAGAACCUGCUGCAGCCUGAUGGAUACGCUUUCUCCUUCCUCUCAUCCUAUUCAUUGGUGUACAGAGACCACAAAGACUCAUGGGGCUUCCCUGGAAGAACUUCGUGCUUGAUGGAGCACCCGGAUUGCAGUCUUCUUUUCCUCCUUUACCUCAUGUUAUAAUAAAGCUCUGAUUUCUGACUCACUAAAUGUCUCGGUCAUUCUAUUUUCUUCUGAGAUUUGUAAUGUCCUCCAAA
Chlorocebus sabaeus (green monkey) is the source of this 676-nucleotide messenger RNA. NCBI's taxonomy places the organism in Eukaryota, Metazoa, Chordata, Mammalia, Primates, Cercopithecidae. The record is from RefSeq and is a predicted model, not a curated record.